Myxocyprinus asiaticus (Chinese sucker) is the source of this 1811-nucleotide messenger RNA. RefSeq names its product gastrula zinc finger protein XlCGF57.1-like. The coding region runs from base 173 to 1564 and encodes 463 amino acids. Lineage: Eukaryota; Metazoa; Chordata; Actinopteri; Cypriniformes; Catostomidae. Gene Ontology annotation, biological process: negative regulation of transcription by RNA polymerase II; regulation of cytokine production; regulation of immune system process. The record is from RefSeq and is a predicted model, not a curated record. The transcript is spliced from 2 exons.
AUAAGUACAAGCAGCAAGUAGCUUUUUGCUCUCGACAAAUGAGAAUAAAUGUGUGUCUUUCAUCUGUUUUAUUUCUUCAGUGAUUUCAUAAGUUUUAUUUCCAGUGUUUAUUUUCGGCGGGAGAAUUGCGAGUUGUCUGUAACGCAGCAAAACGCCUGGAAACAACUGAAAAAUGUGUGACACUGUUGUAAAGAUGUUUAUUAAAGAGGAGAGUGAAGAUAUGGCUUAUCCAGAAGCAUGCAGAAUUAAAACCGAACACACUGACGAACAAACAGACUUGAUGGAAAUGAAAGAGGAAAAUCAAGAACCGAUUGAAGUGAAAAUGGAAAGUCAAGAACUGAAUGAAGUGAAGGAGGAACAUCAGUAUCCUAAUUUCAUAACUGGAGAAAAAUCUUUCAGUUGUUCACAGACUGAGAAGAAUUCCUCACAAAACAAAAUUCAAGAACUGCUAGAAGUUAAAAGAGAAAGUCAAGAACUGAAUGAAGUGAAGGAGGAACAUCAGUAUCAGUAUUCUAAUUUCAUAACUGGAGAAAAAUCUUUCAGUUGUUCACAGACUGAGACAAAUUCCUCACAAAACAAAACUCAAGAACUGAAAGAAGUUAAAAGGGAGAAUCAAGAACUGAAUGAAGUAAAGGAGGAACAUCAGUAUCAGAAUCUUAAUUUCAUAACUGGAGAAAAAUCUUUCAGUUGUUCACAGACUGAGACAAAUUCCUCACAAAACAAAACUCAAGAACUGAAAGAAGUUAAAAGGGAAAAUCAAGAACUGAAUGAAGUGAAGGAGGAACAUCAGUAUCAGAAUCCUGAUCAUUUCAUAACUGGAGAAAAAUCUUUCGGUUGUUCACAGACUGAGAAGAAUUCCUCACAAAACAAAACUCAAGCCAAAAAUUCCUUCACAUGCUCUCAGUGUGGAAAGAGUUUCAAGCGUAAAGGAAACCUUUUAAUUCACAUACAUCUUCACAAUAGAGAGAGUUCUUUCACAUGCCAUCAGUGUGGAAAGAGUUUCACACAAAAAGUAAAUCUUCAGAGACACACAAUAAUUCACACUGGAGAGAAACCAUUCACGUGCCCUCAGUGUGGAAACAGUUUCACACAGAAAGAAAGUCUUCAGAGACACACGAGAAUUCACACUGGAGAGAAACCUUUCACAUGCCUUCAGUGUGGUAAUAGUUUCAUUUCUAAAGGACAUCUUAAUGAUCACAUGAGAAUUCACACUGGAGAGAAGCCUUUUACAUGCCAUCAGUGUGGUAAUAGUUUCUCGUAUAAAGGACACCUUAAUGUGCACAUGAGAAUUCACACUGGAGAGAAGCCUUACACAUGCCAUCAGUGUGGAAAGAGAUUCAUUAAUAAAGGAUACCUUGAUGUGCACAAGAGAACUCACACCGGAGAGAAACCUUUCACAUGUCCUCAGUGUGGAAGGUGUUUCACACGGAAAGCAACUCUUAAAAAGCACAUGAAUAUUCACACUGGAGAGAAACCUUUCACAUGCCAUCACUGUGGAAAGAGUUUCAGGUGGUCAAGAAGCCUUAAAAGACAUGGGAGUGUGCAUACUGGAGAGAAGCCAUAACUACCCUUCAUGUGGGAAAAGUAAUAGAAAAGGGCAUUGCCCAGAGUUGUUGUAGUGAGCAAACUGCAGGUAAUUGUGUCAUUAGUAUGAAAUUCAGAAAAAGUCAAAGAUAGAAUUUCCCCCAAAAGAGCAAUUAGAUCUAAAAUAGUCUUUAGCUACACUGUAUUACCUGUAGUGAUGAACCAGCUGUCAUUCUAUGUAAGGGGUAGUAGGAAGUAGCGCUAGACGAUAUGAUUUAUAUAUAUAU